AUGGGUUGUUGCCAAAGUGCCCAAAAUAGAAAUUCAGGAGGUUCAUUCUCGCAGAGGUUGCGGGAAUCUAUCGAACAUGAUAAUAUAAAAGCACUCCAAGAUUUAUUUAAAUCGGUGGAUCAAAAUAAUACUAAAAGUGCAGUUAACGUAGAUGAGCCCAUGAUCGCUGUUAAAAAAAUGCAGUUUAGUGCAUUGGCAUAUGCCCUAUACUUGGGCAAAGUAGAAGUUUUCAAGUAUUUAGCUCACCAUUUGGAUGCCUCUAUUCAAGAAGCUAUGCAAUUAUUAGCGAGACAAAGUAUAUCUCCUCUUGAUUUAAUCUGUGCAAAAGGCUAUACAGAUCUACUAGAAGACGUGAUUCCGAUAUAUUUAUCAGCUGAAAAAGGCUCAAUUCUUGCUCAAGAGGAAGUUUCAGUUGAUUUUAACACCGCUGAACAGUAUAAUGCAAAGGUUAAAAGCACCUAUACUGCAAUUCAUGUGGCAUGCAAUAACGGGCAUAUCAAUGUUAUCAGCUAUGUUCACAAUUAUUUUAAAACACAGCCAUACUGCCCAGUUCAGCUUGACAUUGAUUAUCAAGAUGAGCUCACAGGCGAAAACUGUGCUUUAAUUUCAGCAAGAAAUGGAAACUACGCAAUGAUGAAAUUUUUACAUGAACAGUGCAAAGCAAAUUUUUGUGCUCGAAACAAAAGAAACGAAAAUGCUGUACAAAUAGCAGCGGUAAACAGCAAAAAAAAAGCGAAUUUGCCUUAUUUGGAAUGCAUAGCAUACCUAAUUGACACAAUUGGGAUUGAUUUUGCAUUUGCCUAUGAAGAAAUUUUGCUUGUUGUUGAAAACAAGCAGAUUAUUCAAUAUUUUGAAUCCAAGCUAAAUUCCUAUGGAAUAAGUGACUCAAAAGCGGAAAUUGAAAAUAGAAAUAAAAUUUUAAAGUCAUCGACACCAAGAUCACAAAAAGAAAUUGAUUUGGAGCAGCUGUUGGAAACCCCUGAUUUUGAUAUGAGAAAGUAUAUUGAAGAAGAUGACGAUAAGAGGAGUAUAAUCAGCUCAAUAUGUCAGAUAGAAUCAAGGCCAAGCACACCUUUUAUCAGUUUUAUGGAAUUAAAAGAAAAGAGCGAUUCUCAAGUGAAUUUUAAAUAG
This is a messenger RNA of Blepharisma stoltei, 1131 nucleotides long. NCBI's taxonomy places the organism in Eukaryota, Ciliophora, Heterotrichea, Heterotrichida, Blepharismidae. The record is from the annotation of a GenBank genome assembly.